GCGCAGGCGCAGCGCGCCGAGCCGUGACGGGGCGGUGGCUGCUCAAGAUGGCUGAGGUGGAAGAAACACUGAAACGAAUUCAGAGCCAAAAGGGAGUGCAGGGAAUCAUUGUUGUGAACUCGGAAGGUAUUCCUAUUAAAAGUACUAUGGACAACUCCACAACAAUUCAGUAUGCAGGUCUCAUGCACAGCUUCAUCAUGAAGGCGAGGAGCACUGUGCGAGACAUCGAUCCCCAGAAUGACCUCACCUUCCUAAGGAUUCGCUCCAAGAAAAAUGAGAUCAUGGUAGCACCAGAUAAAGACUACUUCCUGAUUGUCAUCCAGAAUCCAACUGAAUGAUUCCACUGACCUGGUCUGUUUUUUCCCUUUGCCCAACUGUUGUUUGUUAUUUCUUUAUUUUUUUUUUAUUUAAUGGUAAAGAGUAAAGCAUUUGUGUGCACUCUGCUGUGCCACUCCAGUAAUGUCUGGGAAAACAAAAGUGGGUGGUUUUGUUGUUUACAAACAGAAAACGUGGCUUUUGGUUUUUUUUUGUAUUGCAAAUCACUUUGAGGAGUUGGUGAAUUAGAAUCAAGCAGUAAAAAAUGCAACAGAUUCUUUUAAUAGUUAGCAAGAUAAUGUAAUAAAAUUCUAAUAAUGUUCUAAAAAGGAUGAUUCUCUGUAUAUUCCUGUACUUCUGUAACCACUAUUUGAGAUAGGCUUUGACACUAUGACUUCCAAAUGACUGUAAAUAUGAAACUUGCCUGUCCUCUAGUUCUGUCUUACUCUGUUGACAAGUUAGUUUGACACAAAGUAUGACCAUAUCAGAUUAAAAAGUGUCAUCAGUGACUUCUGUGUUUUCCUUCUGAAGAUUUUCAUUAUGCUCAGGAUUGAUCGAGGGUUUCUUCAGAAUGUAGAACCUUCCUUGGACUAUUUUUACUCAUCUGUUGCUUUCUUCAAAUAACUAUUAGUUGUAUAUGCAUUGCACUCACAAUCGUGUUGUAUGUUGGAGCAUUUUCCUACCACUUUGUUUCAGGCAGAAGUCUUGUGGCUAAGGCCAUCAAGACUGUUGGUGCUCUCCUGCUGUCACAGUUCAGUAGACAAUUUGGUAUGUUCCUUCAGUGUUUUUUUAUUGAUGGCCAUUAAGGAAAAAAAUGGUCAUCUGAUUCAUGUACAAUACUAAAGGGGUUAUUUUUGUUGCCUCAAAAGAGCUUUGUAAUGGCACGCAAAGUUCAAGAAUUUGUGCAGAAUGUCUGCAUUCAAGAUGUUUGUCACUUGUGUGUCAGAUACAGCUCUGGCUUGUACUGAAGAGUCAUAGUGAUGUGCAGAACACUGUAGCCCAGAUUCAGAAAUUAUGCCUGUUGCCUUGCUCUGCAUUUUCCUUGUGCAGCCAACUGCUACAGCAGGAGCAAUGCUUGGGGAACUGGAUUCUUCCCCAGUCUCAUGUAUCCCACAGAGAAAGGGUGCCUGCAGGUAGUGCAGCUGCUUCCUCACAGAUCUGGUCCCAAACUUCUUGUUGUAAAAGUGUUUUACUAGCAUGAAAAAGAAUUUCUCUGCAAGUGCAUGUGAGCAGAGAGGCACAGCCUGCAGGCAUGACACGUACUGUUCAGUUAAAGAACCUUGACUGAGUAACUGCAGUUUUCUGUUCUUGUGCUGAUGAGGGAUCACUCCUGAGUCAUGUACCUGUCAGCAGAAGUGACUAGCUCAUGUUUAGCCCUGUUCUUUCAAAAUUACAAGCAGUAGUAGGAACGUGUGAUACGGUCCAGUAUUACACUGAGGAAUAGACUAAGAAUUUAUGGGUGAUCUCAGCAGGCUGGGGAUAGUCGGCUGGGGACAGUCCAGCUGACAGGCUGCAGUGCAGUUUUGGAAUCUUUAGUACAAAUGUCACUUGGACACUUUUUUGGAUUUCAGAGCACAAGGUGAUAAGGUGGGUAUGUGGUGACUCAAACCUUUAUGUUCAGCAUUUUUAUGUGCAUUUUCAGACUUAGGUAUUAAUUAAUAGACCAUGUCUAAUUUUUUUUUAGGUAGGUAUGACCAGGAAGCAGAGAAAUGCUUUCUGAGAUCUGUAAGGUGCCCAGUCCUGCAGCAUCAGGGUAGGGUGCUUUAUAGUAGUUCAGGUAGCUGAGCUGUCAUCCUGCAAAGAAGUGACUGACAUAAACAUCCCCCUCCUGGACACAGGAAUACUCACACAGCAUGUGUUCAGUGUCCCUGUUAUUACUAAGUUUUGGUUUAAGCCAUGCCAUCAAACCAGUAAAUAGGGUCUGAAAUCAUGCUCUGUGUUUGGAGUAGUCCCUGAUACACAGCAGCUUAUACAGCGCUCGUGAGCUAUAAUGACGUAGUUGAAUACUGUCUUCAAGUAAAUGCCCUCUAGCAAGUUCAAGCCUCUGGAUAACAAUGGAACAGUGAGGAAAGGCAGAAGAAGAACGUGACUUCAGUUGUCUAUCUUUGUUGUUCAUAGCCAGAGAAAUGCUUCCUUGGAGGUAGUGACCUGCUUUCCCUGGUAGGUGGCAGUGUUACCCUUUUGAACAGCGAAGAAUUUCUUUAGUACCAUGAAUUCCUUUGGACAAUUCCUUAAGGAUAGCUGCCCUACAAGUGGGUUGGUGUCAUAUCUGACUCUGGGACAGAGUGUUGAAGUGUUAUUUUUUUUUUAAACAAACAAGCUGUAGAACCACAGUCGUGCCCUUUUUCUGCAUUGUGUUGAGACUAUAAACUUGGAAUAAUAUUAUGGAUGUCUUGCUCUGUGAUGAUUGAUUGGGGCUUGGGAGCUGGUUUGGGGGCGUUUAUGUUUUAUUUUUCAAGGACUGUUAGCAGUCUGACUUGAAAUAGGAAUUUGAAUAAUGGGGUCUUGAAGAAAGUGGUUUUGGAGUCUGUCAAAUCCAUCUGAUCAGAGCAAGGCCUUGCUUAAGCCAUGCUAGUGCUACUUCCAUACCAGCAUUCAAAGUUAAUUCAGUAUUUUUCUUCUGAAAAAGGGGAAGGGUAGAUGAGGCUGAAGAACAACAGUUUACAUGUAAGUAAUUACCAUGGAGACAAAGUGGCUUAUUUGGAUCUGGAGCAUCAGAGAGUCUCAGAGAUCUGACUGGAAGCAAUUCCUCUGUAUGCAAGUUCGGAUUUCACUGUAUGCAAGAAGGAUUUCACUUUUCCUGAGGUACCAUAAAGAGGGUCAAGAAAGAGGUGGGAUGAAGUUUGACUUCUUGUCCUGUUUGCUGAGGCUGGGCUAGUUACCUGUAUGGUAAUAUUAUUGUCUAAUUGAGAAAGAGCAGGAAAAUAAGCAUUAUAGUUCUUUUUUUCUAGACAGAAAUCAUGACGAAGUGGUUCAAAGGAGGACACGAAUAACCUUUGUGAUCCGCCCCUUAGUGCUGCUUUGAGUUGUGGUUGGAGGCUGGCCUAAUUGGAGAAGCCUGUUGUGGUGGAUUCCUCUCUGAAGGCAGAGGAGGCAUCUGCUGCUGAGAUGUGGAAACCAAUCCCUAAUGCAUUAAUGAGCUCAUGGUUGAGGGAUGGCUCUGAGCUGUGAACAGCAGCACUUGAGGCCCAAGGACAUGCUCUCUUGUGCUGAUUCUGCUCCGAGGUAAGGCUCUGGCAGAGGAAUGAAGGUGAUAACAUAUUCACACUGUCAGAGCUAGGCCUGUAGAGGCUCAUCUGUGGAUCUGAGAGCAGCUCUUUUAAGCUGCUUCAGCUUGUGUUUGCUGCAGCACCCUCCUAAGCAGCCCUGUCUGCCUGAGGUGGCUGAGCUCUGUGCAGCACUCCACCAACAGAGCAUUUAUGUUUGAUCUUGUCUAAACACUGUUAUGUAUAGCUACACCUUUAGGGGAUGAAAGUCUGGCAUAGAUAGUUACACAAUAUAGGCUUGCCUUAUGUUGGAAGAGCUAGAGCAGCUCUUUGAACCAGAAUGAUGUGUAGGAAGAGCUGUGACAGCUGGGGUGUGCAGGGGCAGCAAGCCUGAGCAUCAAUACCAUUUCUGUUGACAAAAAUACACUUCCUUUACCAGCACUGCAGGAUUCCUUCAUGGAGAUUUCCCUCCACUUAGCAAGGUUUCACAAGCACCUAGAGGUACUAAUUAUCAGUGGUGUUUACCAUGUAGGAAUGCUGUCAUGUGUAAACCUGGUUGUUGAUCACAGGUCAUGUUAGGACAGCUUGCUGCUGCUGGGUUGAUAUGGCUGGUUUCUGCUAUCUUCUCAAAACCUUUGACUGAUUCAGGGUUUUUUUGAUACAAAGUGCACCUCCUUAAAUAAGUUUUGCCAACAACAUCAGUAUGAACAGGCACAAGAGGUAUUAGUGUGUGCAAGAAUUUUCAGGAAGGCUGAGGGCUGAAGGAGGGAGUGUAUAAAUCAUACUCUGCUGUAUUAGAAGUAGAACUUCCUUGAUCCAUGUCCCAUUUCUGUAAGUACAUUAACAUUCUGGAAGCUCCAGAGCUUCCAUGAACCAGAGUCUUUUCUCCAGCUCCAGGUGUAUGAAUAAUCUGUGGAAUCAUAAUCCCAGUCCUGCACUGUCAGUCUGCAUGGAUAAAAUCAGGGAUCAAAUAACUAAAUUUUAAGUUCCCAUGCCUCUCAUCAGAAAGGGGUUCAUUCACACUUUAUAACAAUAGUAAUAAAACUGCCUUGCCUGAGGAUGCUGUCUGUAAAGUUGACCACCUUGCCAUGCCUCAUUCAACGUUACUGCUUUCCCUUAUGUGUUUUCUGAUUAAAAGGACCUGUAUUGGAAACAUCUCUACUUGUAUCUUAAUUAUAAAAGUGACUCUGAAGAGUCUUCCAUACA
Melopsittacus undulatus (budgerigar) is the source of this 4727-nucleotide messenger RNA. RefSeq names its product dynein light chain roadblock-type 1 (gene DYNLRB1). The record is from RefSeq and is a predicted model, not a curated record. Bases 48 to 338 code for a protein of 96 amino acids. Gene Ontology annotation, molecular function: dynein intermediate chain binding. Gene Ontology annotation, cellular component: cytoplasm; centrosome; cytoplasmic dynein complex. The transcript has 4 exons. Gene Ontology annotation, biological process: microtubule-based movement. NCBI's taxonomy places the organism in Eukaryota, Metazoa, Chordata, Aves, Psittaciformes, Psittaculidae.